UGCUGCCAUGACUACGGCGGGCGCAGUAAGAGUGGAGAAGCUGCAAGUGCUGAGGCGCUGCGGAGGCAGCCGUGGGAGGCAAGAGCAUGAGGAGCUGGUGUCUGUGUCAGAUUUGUACCUGCGGCUCUUCUGGUGGUGGGUGGAGCAGAUGUGAACUACUGAUUAGAACCUGUGGAGAAGAAGGUUGUUUACUGGAAGUACAAGGAAGUUAAACUUUAAAACAGAGAAUUAAAGAAUAAGAGCUGAACAUACUGACAUACUGAAUCUUUGAAGAGAAACUUGGGGUUCACUAUAACAAUCCUAUGGGCCAUUUUUUAUUUCCUUGAAAGUGCCAGGUUUCCCUUGUCUCAUAGUCCUCCAAGAUACUGUUUUCCCUACCUGCAAUUUUCCUUCCCUUUCCUAGCUAGUGCUCUGUAAGUCUGUAGAUCUCAACUAUCACUUGAAAAAGCCUUCUCUGAUACUUCAUCCAGUGUUCAGAUUAGGUAAAAUUCUCCUAAGUAAGUUCCCAAAGCACCUUAUUAUUUAUCUUUAGAUUAGUUUCAGUGUUCCAUGAAAGCAGAAACUAAGUCUAUUGUUAUCUCAGUGUUCUAUUUCCAGAAAACUAACACAGUGCCUACUAGCACAUAGUAGGUACUCAAUAUUUGUUCAGUGAGUGAUGGACAAAAAUCCUCUUAAGCCUAUACUUUUCAUUUGGACUUACCUUUUUUGAUCUCUCUGUAUUUUUGAGGGUUAGGUGGCUUAAGUACUAGGUUUACUCAUUAUUUAAACUGUUAAUUGUAUACUAUAUUCAAGCUACAAUCUUGGUGUUAAAUAUAAAAAUGUCAGUAAGUUUGUGAACCCCAAAUACCUGAGACAGGUCUCAGUUAAUUUAGAAAGUUUAUUUUGCCAGGGUUGAGGGCUCAUGCCAGUGACACAGCCUCUGGAGGUCCCAAUAAUGUGUGCCCAAGGUGGUCAGAGCAGUUUGGUUUUGUAUGUUUUAGGGAGACACACAUCAGUCAACAUAUGUAUAAGAUGAAUAUUGGUUAGGUCCAGAAAGGUGGGACAACUGGAGGCUGGGAGGGAGCUUGCAGGUCAUAGGUAGAUAAGAGAUAAAUGGUUGCAUUCUUUUGAGUUUCUGAUUAGCCUCUCCAAAGGAGGCAAAUAGAUAUGCAUUUAUCUCAGCAGAGUGGUGACUCUCAAUAGAACUGGAGGCAGGUUGGCCCUAAGCGGUUCCCACUUGACUUUCCCCUUUGAUUAGUGAUUUUGGGGACCUAAGAUUUAUUUUCCUUUCACAAGUUGAAGUUCCUGCUUUCAAGGAACUCAGACAUCACAUUGCUAUAAUUUUGAGUUUUUAAAAUACUCUGUAACAGCUUUAGAUUUUGGUGUUAGCUACUUUCAUUUCAUUUGAGAUGGAGCUCAUUCUAUUUAUAUAACAAAGGUGGAGACUUUUAAACUUUUAGUCUAAUAUUUCUUUAACAUUUCAGCCAUUUGUUGCAGUAAUAAUAUUUUGGUGAAUCUAGUUACUUCUGUAGGUGUAUGGGCUCCUCCAAAGAUGGAAGAUUUUAUUUAGUCCUCAGAUUUUGGUGUGCAUUAGUGCCAUCUAGAAGUGUUAAAAUGGCAGAUUCCAGAGCUCCAUCUAAAAGAGCCAGUGGGUCCCAGGAAAUUGCAUUUUUUUUUGAGAUGGAGUCCCACUCUGUCAACCAGGCUGGAGUGCACUGGCACGAUCUUGGCUCCCUGCGAUCUCUACCUCCCCAGUCCUAGCAGUUCUCCUGCCCCAGGCUCCUGAGUAGCUGGGACUACAGGCACAUGCCGCUAUGCCUGGCUAAUUUUUUGUAUUUUAAUAGAGACGGGGUUUUACCGUAUUGCCCAGGCUGGUCUUGAACUCCUGAGAUCAGGCAAUCCACCCUCUUUGGCCUCCCAAAGUGCUAGGAUUACAGGUAUGAGCCACUGUGCCCAGCAGGAAACUGUUUUUUUUUUUUUUUUUUUUUUUUUUUGAGACAGAGUUUAUCUCCCAUUACCCAGGCUGGAGUGCAAUGGCGCGAUCUCAGCUUACCGCAACCUCAGCCUCCUGAGUAGCUGGGAUUACAGGCACGCGCCACCAUGCCCAGCUAAUUUUUUGUAUGAGACGGGGUUUCACCAUGUUGACCAGGAUGGUCUCGAUCUCUUGACCUUGUGAUCCACCUGCCUCGGCCUCCCAAAGUGCUGGGAUUACAGGCGUGAGCCACUGUGCCCCACCUAGUAUUUCUAAGAGUCAUAAUCUAGGAACUUGAAACUCUUGCUUGACUCCUUCAUGUCGACUGUGUUGACUAGGCAGUACAGCAUGGAUUUAUCUGUAUAAACAAACUUUCUGUACCUUUCUAUAGUACAGGAAGUGACUGUGUAAAGAGGUAUCUGUACUUGUACAAGAUUUGAGAUCUUUUAUGUACAGUUAUAGCUCAGUUAGAUAACUGCCAGAGUUGGCAGGAAGUUUGCCCUGAAGGAGUAGGAUUCUAAACACAUAAAAUGUUUUAGGAUCUAUCAGAGGAAUAAGAUUGCAUUCACCCUCUACUACUCCAUAGAAACCUGCUUUGGGUUUGGAGGUAUACUUUCUAACACGUAACUAGUCUAACCAGAGAGACUGAGACUUCUAAGCUUUCUCUCUGCUUUUCUUUCCCUAAUUCUCCCACUUCCUGACUGUAUUUUAGCCUAUUCCCCUCUAGCUCCUAUUUGGGAAGAGCAAGGAACAAUUCUGAUGUCUCGAGAUCAGAGGUCGGAUUAUCGUCCUUAUGAAAUAGUUAAACAGCCUCGCCAUGUGCCAGAAGAGUAUAAACCAAAACAAGGGAAGAUCGAUCUUGGUACUACCUACAAACGGGAUUUUAAUUCAUACAAAGUGCAGCCUGUGGCAAUAGUCCGGCCUUCGGAGAGACAACAAGUUAAAAAAGGAAAGUUGGACACUGUCCCAACCUAUAAAGAUGAUUAUAGAGCUUGGGAUAUUCAUAAAAGUAAACUUUAUCAGCCAGAACAAACUUAUCACCCCCCUACUGCGAAAUUUGGAAAUUCAACGACAUUUCAGGAUGACUUUGUUCCUCAGGAGAUAAAGCCUAGGCAAAGCUUUAAACCUUCCUCUGUGGCCAAACGUUCUACAGUCCCUUUUAAUGGUAUUACAAGUCAUCGCCUUGAUUAUAUACCUCAUCAGUUUGAACUCAAGUUUGAAAGGCCAAAAGAAGUUUACAAACCGACUGAUCAAUGCUUUGAGGAUCUCACAACUCACCGGCGUGACUUUCAGGGCCUUGUUGGUGAAACUGCAAAAAUCUGCAGACCUGUACCCACCAGAGUGACCCAAAAUGCUCAGUUUGAAGGAAGCACUGAAUUCCGUGAAAGUUUUCAACCAUGGGAAAUCCCACCACCUGAGGUCAAGAAAUUACCAGAGUAUGUGCCUCCUACAGGUAGCAUGCUGUUAAACAGCAUAAGCCAUCUUGAAUAUGUUCCUUAUCAGACCAACCGUGUUGUUCCCAUCAGGCCAGUUUCUCAUAGAAGAAGUAACUAUUUUCCUUUCCAAGGAAAAAGCACCAUGAAGGAAGAUUUUCCAGCAUGGGAAAGUUGUCGUCAAGGACUUAUUAGGAAGCAGCAGCAGCAGAUUCCCAACCCAUCUGGAAAAUUUGAUGGUUUGAGCACUUUCAGAUCUCACUAUGUGCCACAUGAAUUGAUUCCAACAGAGAGUUGCAAACCUUUAAAUAUUGCUUUUAAGAGUUCUGUUCCAUUUGAUGAUGUAACUAUGUACUCUGCAGAAUACACACCGAAAAAACAGGAAAUUUGCCCAGCUAGCUAUCCCUUUCCUCCAGGCUAUAUUUUUGAAAAUACAAAUUCCCAAGGUCAUAAAUUCUUCCGCAAGAUUACUCCAGCAGUGAAGGCCUUCUAAUAACCAAAUUGUGCUUAAAAGGAAGCUACUAGCAAGUUGUUGUUUUCCAAGAGAAAACUCAGUUUUGUAGUGAAAAAAUUAAUGAUGUAAUAAAUCAUUUUUUAGAUUUUUAAACAAGAAAAUGGGAAAUGUAUUCUAAGAAAUCAGAAUCUUAAAACCAUUUUGUACUGAUAUUUUAACCAAGAUUGUUCUUUAAUAUGCAUUUUGGAAGGUUGAAUAAUAUGCAUUCCCUGUGAACUAUUUUAAUACUCAACAUACUGCUUGGUAGCUUGUCCCAGUCUAUUAUCAUUUGUGAUUCUGUUAUAGUUAUGGCAGUGUAUGGUUAUUCACAUACCAGCUGUCAUUUAUUAGGCACAUCAGGAUUAUCUAGAACAACAUUGAAAAUGAUACAUUGAUUCUUCUUCCAAGGCAAUAGGAGUCAUUUACUCAGACUAAAGGGUAUCUACACAGCAUACACUGAGUGACGUUUUGGUUGCUGUAUGCAGACUGCUGCACUGCUCUUCACCAUGUUCAAGUUAGCAAGAGAGAUGGUUGGUGUGGCAAGGAAAGGCUCUGUGUGCUGGGAAUCAAAGGACUUGAGUUCAAGUUCUCACUAAUUAUUAUUAUUUUUAGAGACAGGGUCUCACUGUCAGCCAUGCUGGAGUCCAGUGGCGUGAUCAUGGCUUACUUAACCUCCUGAGCUCAAGUGAUCCUCCUGCCUCAGCCUCCCACAUAGCUGGGACUACAAGGGUAUGCCACCACACCUGGCUUUCAUAUAUAUAUAUAUACUUCCUAGAAACAAGUUAUUGCUAUAUUUGCCAGGCUGGUUUUGAAUCCUGCCUUGGUUUUCCAAAGCACGGGGAUUAUAGACAUGAGCCACUAUACCCAGCCCAAGUUCAAGUUCUAAUAAUACAGAUUUCUAUUUGACUCAUAUCUCUGAGUCUCAGUGUCUUUGUAAAAUGAUAUCUGUUCUCAAAAAGUUUGAGUACCAGACUAUAUGGUACAUUUUAAUCCUUAAAGUAAAAGUAUAAAUAUAGAGGAUUGUUUAAAAAAACAAUCUAUUUUUAUACUUAUUUUCUCCUUUUCAAAUUGGGAUAAUUACUUACUCAAUUCUCAUUUUCUCGCCUAUAGCAAGGAUUGUAAAAUAACCUAAUUUGCUUUGAGCUUAUGAGUAGUAUGUACUUUUGAGAGGAGUCUUGUCCUCUAAAACUUUAUGAGCACCCAAGAAAUUCUUAACAGAGAAUGGAAAGCUUGCAAUGGGAUAGAGUGGUUUAAGUAACUGUAUUUGGAGAAAGGAAAAAGUAUUUGCUAGGGUAGUUUUAGGAAGACUGACAGCUCUGAAGAAAUCUUUAGGGUACACUUAGGUAAUUUUGCAACUAAUUGCCAUGCCAAGUCACUGUUCAGAGGCAGGACUAGCCCCACCAGGGGCAUAAUCAUCUGUUCACCUCUUCCAGUGUAAAGAUAAGUGCUAAGGAACGGAGUGAUGCCAGUGUAGUAGAAACACUCCCUUGCAUUUAUAAAUGCUAAAAAUGUCCUAAUGAAUUAAACUCUUAUUGGGUGGUUGCUUUAAAAAAAUUAAAUAAUUGCAUUAUGGGAGAGUAUGAUUUAUUUUAGCAUAAAGUGAAUUUUAGUCUUUUAUGGCUUCAGAAUUAUUUCAAAAUAUGCUUUAUUGAAAAUCAUCAAUAUUUGGUUAUUUUAAUUGUCUGAAAGUAAUUUGUUCUUAUUUACAUUUAUUAGUAAAAGUAUGGUGUGUUAAACUUUAUAUUUCUAUGUAACAUUAAUAAAAUCAAUAAAAGGAAGGGAUUUUCAAGAAA
Messenger RNA from Callithrix jacchus (white-tufted-ear marmoset), 5670 nucleotides. Lineage: Eukaryota; Metazoa; Chordata; Mammalia; Primates; Cebidae. The record is from RefSeq and is a predicted model, not a curated record.